AUGGGAUCUAUCGGGCCUACAUAUGAAAUCCCUCCCUACGAGCGGCCACCUCCAACCAAGGAGGAUCUUGACUGGGCACCCCUGGUCACGAUUGAUGUUUCCAACUUUGACGAGCCUGGUGAGAAGCAGCGCCUGGCCGCCCAGCUUGAAGAUACUAUUCGCAAUGUAGGAUUCUGGAUUGUGACCGGACAUGGUAUUCCUGAUGAGGAAGUCAAGCGAAUGCUAGCCAUUGGAAACGCAUUUUUCAAGCUUCCCAUGGAGGAGAAAGUCAAAGUUCCCAUUGAUCUUGGUAAUGACCUGAACUGGGGAUACCGUGAGCCGACUCGGGCACUGGGAGACAGCGGAUGGAAAGAGUCUGUGGAGACCUAUGAGCUUCACAAAGAUAUUCCAGCGCUCAAAGAUGUGAAAGAUGCCGAACUGAUCAAGGCGUACAAGAGCGAAUGGGCCCCGUUUAUGAAAAAGAUGUAUGAGCGGAUUGCACGUCCGCUUUACAUACUUAUUGCCAUCCUCCUGGAGCUUCCAGAAGACUACUUUACUUCACGCAUUGAAUGGCAAAAGCGCUCGGAAUGUUGGCUUCGUUUCAUGCUUCAUCCUCCUCGCCCGGAUGAUUACUAUGAGGCCUCGCGCAAGUUUGGGAUCAGCGGACAUAGUGACCAAUCCAGCAUAACAAUGCUGUGGCCGCAGAAUGUAGCAGCACUGCAAAUGCUCACGCAGGAAGGGGAGUGGAAGUGGGUGAAACCAGUCCCUGGUGGUGUCACUAUCAACGCUGGUGAGCUCAUGUCGCAUGUCACCAAGGGCUACGUCAAGGCCACCGUUCACCGCGUCUACACUCCGCCAAAAGACCAGAGAGACUGUGAUCGUCUGGGUCUAAUUUAUUUCUCCCUUUUCAAUGAUGACACGAAAAUUCUUCCAGCUCCGAGCCCCAAGCUCCUGCGGCUUGGUCUUAUUACAGAAGAAGAGAUGGAGCGAGGCAAGAAUCCUCCACCGGAAACGCCGACUAGCGUCGAAUACACUCGGUCUCGCAUGCGCAGCCGGCAUCACAUUACCGAGUUCAAGCAGCGAGAUAGUAACCACAGUUAUGUCUAUAAAGGGCUGGAGGCAAAGAGUAACUACGACUGA
This is a messenger RNA of Penicillium lagena, 1119 nucleotides long. Its product is annotated as gibberellin 2-oxidase. Bases 1 to 1119 code for a protein of 372 amino acids. The record is from RefSeq and is a predicted model, not a curated record. The transcript is spliced from 3 exons. Gene Ontology annotation, molecular function: dioxygenase activity. NCBI's taxonomy places the organism in Eukaryota, Fungi, Ascomycota, Eurotiomycetes, Eurotiales, Aspergillaceae.